Messenger RNA from Galeopterus variegatus (Sunda flying lemur), 2675 nucleotides. RefSeq names its product zinc finger, HIT-type containing 2 (gene ZNHIT2). The coding region runs from base 1406 to 2617 and encodes 403 amino acids. The record is from RefSeq and is a predicted model, not a curated record. NCBI's taxonomy places the organism in Eukaryota, Metazoa, Chordata, Mammalia, Dermoptera, Cynocephalidae. The transcript has a single exon.
CCCGAAUUGAGCCAAUCAAGUGAUGAAAUGGAGAAGCUUCCAGCCAAGAGAACUGCAAAGGCAGGAGCAGAAGUGAUGUCUGGAGGUGGGUGGCAGAUCCUGCAGGGCCUUGUCAGCUAUGGAGAGAAAUUUGGGUUUGAGUCCAAGUGCAGUGGAGGUUCAUGUGGGGGUUUUAAGCAAGAGACUGAUGUGAUUUGACUUGUGAUCCAGCUUCUCUGGCUGACUUUUCUGGAGCUGUCAAGAAAGUUAGAAAACCAGUUAAGGAAUUAUCAUCCAGGUGAGGGGACAGAUAGCUUAGACAACCAGUAGAAGUGGGAUACAAAGAAGUUCUUCAAGUUCAUCCAGAUCUUGGUAGGGAAGUAUAUGAUCCAUAUCAAGAUAAAUACAAGUUAUUUUGGUGGCAGAACUGACAGGACCUAGGAUUGGAUGUGAGGUGAGAAGGACCAAAGAACCUUAGGGCCGUCCUGUGGCUCACUUGGGAGAGCGUGAUGCUGACAACACCAAGUCAAGGGUUAAGAUCCCCUUACCGGUCAUCUUAAAAAAAAAUAGAACCAGGGCUUACUUUCGAGGGUGCCGUGGAUCAAGACUUCGCCGUGCUUGGCAUGGAUGUUUGUGGCUCAUCACCCCCACUCCACCGCAUAAUGAAGUUCCAUUAGGAUAGGGACCCCCAUCUCUUUCCGAUCCUCAUUGUGUUCUAAGCACCUAGUAUGGAGUCUGCACUUAAGUUGUAUGAACGAUAGUGAUAUUUAAAAAAAUACUUAAUGAAAAGAGGAGGCAGGUUUGGAGGAAGAAAUCAUACAGGAGCUCAGAUAAAUCUUGUUUCCUGUUGGAGAGGAGAUAUCACCAACACACACACCCAGUUUAGGUGCCCCCAUCUUGGCCUUUCACUCUAACUACCCCUUUGUCUAUGUCGCUUAGUAGAAUGGCUGCUCCUCCAGUGCGGGGGUGCAUCUCGUUUCCCAUAUGCCUGGCACAGUUAGUGGCCCAUAGUGGGUUCUCAGCCAAGAUUAUUUCUGUCGCAGCGGUUUAUAGUGCUAAAAAGGUAAUUUUUUAUCUUUAGGCAAUCGGGGCGGGGUGGGGCAAAUUUUGGCGCAACCACUAGGGGGCGAACUGGGACAAGCAGAGCGCUCGCCGGACCUAUGUUUCUGGUCUCGCUGCGUCACCGCAGGGCGGGGCUUGGACGUCACGACUGGCUUCUGCGCUUGCCCAAGCGCCUCGAGCCAGGGGUGGGGCUUCCGAGUGUGGGCGGAAGUUGCCGAGAGUCCUCGGCAGCUUUGCCUCGCCUAAACUUCUAUUCCAUCGGUUCCAGGCGGAAGUAACCGAAGCGUCGGAAGUAACUGAAGCGCCGGAAGUUCCCGUGCUACCGCAGGAAAGCGUUAGCGGGUAGCACGCGGCGCCAGUUGCCAUGGAGCCGGCCGGGCCCUGCGGUUUCUGCCCGGCCCGGGAGGCCCAGCCAGCGCGCUACACCUGCCCGCGCUGUAACGUGCCCUACUGCUCGCUGCGCUGUUACCGGGCGCAUGGCACCUGCGCCGAAGACUUCUACCGAGAACAGGUGCUGGGAGAGCUCCGCGGCCGCAGCGCCUCGCCCAGCCGCCUGGCUAGCGCCCUACGCCGGCUGCGUCAGCAACGCGAGACCGAGGACCAGCCCGAGGAAGCAGGCCUCAGCCCUGGCCCGGCGCCCGGCGGCCUCUCAGGACUCUGGGAGCGGCUGGCGCCGGCGGAGAAGGCGACCUUCGAGCGGCUGCUAAGCCGCGGCGAGGCCGGGCGGCUGCUGCCCCCGUGGCAGCCGUGGUGGUGGGGCCACGGGGCCGGACCACGGCUUCUGGAGGAGCUGGAUGAUGCUCCGGGCAAUGACGCUGCGGAGCUGGAGCCCGCCCCUGCGAGGACCCCGCUGGAAUCCGUGAGGAAUGCCCCUGCUGCGGAGCCCGCGGCCGCCGAGCCAGUUCUUGGAGACGCCCCGGGGGCCUGCACGCCCGCCGUGCCCGCCCGCAUCCCCGCGCUGGCCAGCCUGAGCCGCGGCCCGGUCUCUCCGCUCGUGCGCUUCCAGCUGCCCAACGUGCUGUUCGCCUACGCGCACACUCUCGCCCUGUAUCAUGGUGGUGACGACGCACUGCUCUCCGACUUCUGUGCCACGCUGCUCGGCGUCUCUGGAGCCCUGGGCGCCCAGCAAGUCUUCGCCUCUGCUGAGGAAGCCCUGCAGGCAGCAGCCCACGUGCUGGAAGCCGGCGAGCACCCGCCUGGGCCCCUGGGAACACGAGGUGCUAUGCACGAGGCCGCCCGUAUCCUGCUGGGUUCGGGCCCCGCCAACCAGAAAGGCUACACGCUGGCUGCACUUGGGCAUCUGGCACAGACCCUGGGCCGGGCCCGGAAAGAGGCUGUGGCCAGGGAAGAACGAGAUCGCUUCUACCGGGCCCGGAAGAAGUGCCAGUUCCUGAUGGCCUGGACCAACGAAAAUGAGGCAGCCCUCACGCCCCUAGCCCUAGACUGUGCCAGGGCCCACAGAGCCCAUGCCGUGGCAGCCGAGGAGGUGGCAGCCCUCACUGGGGAGCUGGAGCGGCUUUGGGGAGGCCCUGUGCCACCUGCCUCAAGGAUUCUCAUUGAGGAGCUCCCUGGCUGAACUGGGGACCUUUGUCAUUAAUAAAGCUGUGACUGAUCUGCCCUGUUGGCAGUGCCCA